UCCAUCUUAUAUAACGACCUCUUCAGUUCAGUUCAGCAGCAUCAACAAGUCCACCCCCUCUCCAAGUCUCCACCAGCUAGCUCAAGAACCCGCACACACAGCGUCUAGAAGGCCACGACGGCAAGAGACCGUGUCAUGGGCGAGGAGGAGGAGGAGGAGCAGGUGGCGGACACGCCGCGGGUGGUGGGCGUCCUCUCCGCGCUGCUGGAGCGCGUCGUGGAGCGCAACGAUGCGGCGGCGGAUGAGCUCGCCGCCGGGGACGCGCCCGCGCCCGCGGCGUCGCUGGCACCGGCGUCGGCGUUCCGGGCCACGGAGAGGCCGGAUAUCUCGGUGCCCUCGUACAUGGCGCGCAUCGCGCGGUUCGCCGGGUGCAGCCCCGCGUGCUACGUGGUGGCCUACGUCUACCUCGACCGGCUCCUGCGCCGCGGCCAGCGCCGGCGCGCCGCGCUCGCCGUGGACUCGUACAGCGUCCACCGCCUCCUCAUCACCGCCGUGCUUGCGGCCGUCAAGUUCAUGGAUGACGUGUGCUACAACAAUGCCUACUUCGCCAGGGUCGGCGGCAUCAGCCUGGCGGAGAUGAACUACCUGGAGGUGGACUUCCUGUUCGCCGUCGGGUUCGACCUCAACGUGUCGCCGGAGACGUUCGGGCGCUACUGCGCCGUCCUCCAGGCCGAGAUGCUGUGGCUGGAGCUGGAUAAGACGCCGGCGACCCCUGCUGGUGCCGCCGGUCCAAGGCAGCACAGCUGCUGCCUGUCCGAAGACGACGGCGCCGCCAGCAGCAGCAGCGGUAGUUCUCAGCAGCAGCUAGCUGCAUAGGGACAGGUACAGUACAGUACAAACAUUGCUUCCAAGCAAGCAGCCAUGUGCGGCCACUUGUCCACGUACAGUACAGACGUGCUUGCUUGGAAGCAAGCAUGGAGUGCGCACGGCUGCGUCUGCGUGUGAUUGAUUUCCUGUCUAGCGCUUAGCUCUAGCUUGUUAUUUUGAACGAACAUGUUAUUAGGCGCUCUAUACAUGCUCUUUUCUUCUUCUUGUUCAUUUGGAGAUCGAAAAAUCGCAAUAAGCAAUUCAAAGUU
Molecule: messenger RNA, 1076 nt
Organism: Panicum virgatum (switchgrass)
Lineage: Eukaryota; Viridiplantae; Streptophyta; Magnoliopsida; Poales; Poaceae
Product: cyclin-P4-1-like
Exons: 2
Coding region: 136-816 (226 amino acids)
Biological process (GO): regulation of cyclin-dependent protein serine/threonine kinase activity
Molecular function (GO): protein kinase binding
Source: RefSeq, a predicted model, not a curated record